AUGCUUCUUCCUUCUCAACAACACAUCUCUGCUCUCAGGAGGAGGCUGCUGCUUUGUUGCAAUUCAAGACUUCCUUUUCCAUCAAUUCACCUGUUUAUAAUCCUUCUUUAUGUGAGCUUUUUUAUGAUAUUAAAGCAAAUUAUUCUAAGACUGAGUCUUGGAAGGAAGGUAUCGACUGCUGUUCCUGGGAUGGGGUUAGGUGUGAUAAUGUCACAGAGCCUCAAUCUUGCCUUCAAUGAUUUUAGGCUUUCCAAGAUUCCACCAGAAAUCAGUCAGUUUACUAGACUAAAGCAUCUUGAUAUCUCUUCUUCUCGGUUUUCAGGCCAAGUUCCAGCAGAAAUUGCUUACCUCCCCAAGUUAGUUUCUCUCAAUCUCUCUGAUUUGUACACUUUGGGUCCUAAUCCUAAUGCUAUCUAUCCUUCUUCUCAUAAAUUGAUCCUGGAAACAACUACCUUCAGAAAUCUUGUUCACAACUUAAGUGAGGUGAGAGAACUUGUGCUUAGUGGAGUGAACAUGAUAUCUGUUAAUCCUCGUUUCUUCAUGAAUCUCUCUUCUUCUUUGACUACUCUUGAUCUUUUGGACAGUGUGUUAAGAGGAAACUUUCCAAACAGUAUUUUCCGCUUUCCAAAUCUCAAGACAUUGGGUUUAGGUGGAGAGGGAAACCUCACUAUUGAUCUUCCAAGUUCCAAUUGGAGCAGUCCUCUCCAAGAUUUGGAAUUAGAUGUCAUGGAUUGCGGAAGGCGAUUGCCAAAGUCUAUAGGAGAUCUAAAGUCAUUACAGUCUCUAUAUCUUAUCUGCAACUUGGAAGGUUCCAUUCCAGCUUCCAUAGGGAACUUAUCCCAACUUACUUCCCUAUACCUCUAUUAUAACAAUCUUAGCGGACAAAUCCCAUCAUCACUUGCAAAUCUCACACAACUUACCUCUCUUGACCUUUCCAAUAAUCAGUUUUCUGGUCCCAUUCCUUUUCAUGCAAGUAGGUUUUCCAAACUAAGCUCUCUAUACUUAUCUUAUAACUUACUUAAUGGCACGUUGCCACCUUGGCUUUUCACCAUACCUUUUUUAAAGUACUUGCAACUCAAUCAUAACCAAUUUCAAGGUCUAAUAAAUCAAUUCCAGCAAAAAUCACUCAUACAACUAGAUUUGUCAAACAAUAGACUCCAGGGUUCAAUUCCUAACUCAAUUGCUAAUUUAGUAAAUCUUAGUUAUCUUGAUUUAUCAUCAAAUCAUCUCAGUGAUUUAGUAGUAGCUGACAUGUUCUCGGCACUUCAAAAUCUGGAAUCCAUCCGUCUUUCACAAAAUAAUCUUUCUUUGAGAGUCAAUGUCGAUGCCAACUUCACAUUACCCAAACUAACUUAUUUUGACUUGUCUUCUUGUAACUUGAGUAAAUUCCCCAAUUUCUUAAGACAUUCAGAUGCUCUGCAAAGCCUAUUGUUAUCAAAGAGUAACAUUCAUGGCAAUAUUCCUAAAUGGAUAUGGGAAAAGGAUGAUCUCAGAGUUCUUGACCUUUCUCAUAACAAUUUAGGGGGGAAAAUCCCAAAUUGUCUUCCUAAGUCUCUCUCAGUGCUGAAUUUGCAGGGCAAUAACUUUGAUGGAAAUAUACCAUUUUGGUUUACAGAGAGCUGUGAAUUAGAAAAUCUCAAUUUGCAUGGAAAUCAAAUGGACGGGCUAUUACCAAGGUCUUUGGUGAAUUGUAGCAAGUUAGAGGUUCUAGACAUUGGCAACAACAACAUAAAUGAUACAUUCCCUCAUUGGUUGGAAUCUCUACCACAGCUUCAAGUGCUUGUCUUAAGGUCCAACAAGUUCCACGGUUUCGUGGAUAGCACCAAAGAAGUAGCUAUUGGAAAGACUAAAGAAUGGGCUCCGAAACAACAAAGGAAAGGACAAGGCGUUACUUUCCGUAUCUAGUCCUCUGUGGAUGGUAAUCACUCGCAGAUUGUUUUUUGGUCUUUUGACCAUAUCUCCAAGCUACUAGAGAAAGGAAAACAGAGUAGAACUCCUAUAUGCGAAGGUGGGGAUUCCUUGAGGUGAAAAUCGAAUAGGAGAAGCAAAUAAUUAGUUCUAAGGUUU
This is a messenger RNA of Rubroshorea leprosula, 2067 nucleotides long. The record is from the annotation of a GenBank genome assembly. Lineage: Eukaryota; Viridiplantae; Streptophyta; Magnoliopsida; Malvales; Dipterocarpaceae.